CGGGGGCGGGGCUAUCAGCGCGAAGGCGCAGUCGCCAUUUUGUCCGUUUAGUGAAGCUGGCUGGGAGAACCGUCGACCGGGGGACUUAGGAACAAAUCAAGUUUUUAACAGUCAAAACCUUAAAACGGUAGAAACCGUGAAGUUGAAUUUCGCAUUCGCCCUGUAAUCCUGGUUGGUAAAAAACGCUUUCCUGAUCAUUUUGUUUUGUUCAUUCUCUUGUAACUUAGUUUUAUCUCUGUUUUGUUAAACCAUACGUGUGUAUAUUAUUUACUAAAGAACAUCACUUUGAUAACUUGCUGUAGUACACUGCUCAAAAACGUUAUGGGAACACUUAAAUAUCACAAUAUGACAGUACCACAGUUAGGAAAUGUAACCAAUCAUCAAUGUUCACCUGCUUUAGUACAAAUUAAUUUGCUGAAAUGUGCAGCGGGGAGACAACAGCAGCAAAAGAGCCCCCAAAAAAUACUGUCUAAUCUGAAUCCUUCCUGAUUGAUAAUUUUCUAGUCUUGCUCUUUUCUAGUAUGUCAGUACUGGUAGCAUGAGUCAUUACCUGCACCACUUUCAGUUUGCAUAGGUAGUUAGUCCAGCUCUUGCAGGAUGUUACAUUCAAACCUGCUGUCUGUCGCAAAGAGGUUUGCUGUGUCUUCCAGCACAUUCCCAAGAGCAAGAAGGAAGAUACAAAUAGACAUGCAGUUACACGAGGAGAGCUGGACCAGUAUCUGCUUUUAAGAGCAUGAAGGAGCACUGGCAGAGCACUACAAAGUGACCUCCAGUGGGUUGCUGGUGUGCAUGGUUCUGAUCAAAAUGUCAGAAACUGGGUCCAUGAGAGCCCAAUGCGUGCCUAGCACCAUACAGCUCGAUUGGCAUUCGCCAAAGAACACCAUAUUUGACACUGAGCACAUGUGCAGAUAUGAACGAGAUUAGAAUAGUGAACCCAUUACACUUUACUGAGUAGUGUAUGAGUGUCAUUUGUUCCUUAACGAAUGGCACAAUUUAUAUCGGUAACAGUUUUCACUUUGUGAUUUAAGUGUUCCCUUAAUUUCUUUAAACAGUGUAGUUAAUCAAAGUGGGAGCAGGCCAGCUGACAAAUCUCUACAUUGUUGUUGGGGCAAAUUGUUAGGGUUGUUAGUCGUAGGUGAUUGGGGUGCAAUUGUUUCACAUUUUGUUAAUUUUUAAAGCAUUUUAUCUGAUUACAAUUUGUGGAUAUUCCUUAUUUGUGCAGUGUGCUUUGCACAUAAAAAAAAACAUUGAUUGCUAUUUGCAAAUCUAACCAAAAAUUGAUCGACAAGGUGAAAAAGUUUCAGGAUACCCGUUUAUAUAAUUUUGUAUAUUAUAAUUAUAUUAUAAAACACUGUCCUGUGACUUUUGACCCUGUGUUAUGAAAAGCUGAAAUUCUGAAACCCUAUAAACCUUUGUCCCCACCAAAUGAUAGGUUAGUUUAUUUAUCAUGUGCAUUUUUUGUGUCCUCAUAGCAAAUGUUUGACAUUUUAAUGUUUUUGUGCAUUUCUCAGUCAUACCCACUUUCACCAGCCUGUGGGAAGUGUUUUUCUUCUUCUUUUUAAAUGUAGGUUGUUCAUGAAGAAGUUGUUCAAUCCGGAAGUAGCUGGAUUUGGAUACAGGCUGACUUUGCCUAAAGGCUUCCCCUGAAGAUUGCCCUUUUUUUAAAUAUCACAUCCACAUUUUUUCCCCCCAACAUUGGGCGUUUUUUUGUCAUCCCGAAUUUUGCCACAAUUUCAAAUUCUACCUCAGUUAAAUUUUCUCACUUUCUCACACACCAAAUUAUCACCCUGUGUUUGAAGAUAGAGGAUUUCUGCCCCCUCCCCACUCACCUUCAAGAUUUUUGUUCCCAUUCUCCUUGGCUCUCGACAUCUAGCUUGAAGAUAUUUGUGCCCUCAAACCCAUUCUCCGCUUUCAGAAGUCUUUAUUGAGGAAAAAAAAGAAAAAAAAAAAAAAAAAAAAAACACAAUCACAAAAUGGACUUUUCACCUUUUCACCACUGAUCACUUUUUACAAAGCAGUCUAUGGAGAGCAGGUCUCUUACAGAAGGAAACCUAGGCCACAAGUAGCCUGUCUCUCGCCCUGUUCAAUCUUUACUCAUCGGUCAAGUGUUCCUUCAGGAUCCAAACAGCUUGGAGCCAGCCCUGAAGAAGUGCACCUGGAAACGACGUGUCCACGGCAGGGAGACUUCAGACGGCCCUGUCGCAGCACUGAAGAGUUCCUGAGCUGCGAUAUUCCCUGGCGCUGAUGAGUAUGAACAACAAAGGAGAUGACUGCUACUUCUUCUACUAUUCGACCUGCUCCAAGGGUGAUAGCUGCCCAUUCCGGCACUGCGAGGCUGCCAUGGGUAGUGAGAUUAUGUGCAGCCUUUGGCAGGAGAAUCGUUGUUUUCGCAACGUUUGCAAGUUUCGCCACAUGGAAAUAAAAAAAAAUCGUAAAGAAAUAGCUUGCUACUGGGAGACCCAACCAGGUGGCUGCCAAAAACCACACUGUGCUUUCCAUCAUGAGAAGUCACGCAUGAUUGAUGGGAUGUACGUCCCCCCAGACAAAGGGCAAGCCAUGAAAAAAGAAAUCGAGGACGAGCCUCCACUGGAGGACCGCGCUCCAUCACUUCCAGUCCCCGCCUCCAACGCCACCAACCCCCAGCUAAGAGGGGUCAUCAAAUCUGAGACUCAGGAGAGCGUUCCCAGCCCUACACAUCCACCAGUGGUUAUUAAUCCUGUGGAUGAUGAAGAUGACGAAGAUGAUCAGAUCUCUGAAGAGGGAGAUGAAGUUUCCAGCGUUUCUCCUCAAAAACGUAUGAGUCCUAGUAAAGAUGAUUCUCUCAACUUUGGCAUCCGAACUUUGGAGGAGAUCAGAUUAAGGAAAGCUUUGAAAGCUAAUCUAAAGAAAUCAGGCUAUCCCAGUAGUAACGGAGCUGGCACAGAAAAGGAAAAUAUUCGAUUUCUCAGAUUACAAGCUGCUGUCACUACUAAGACUGAGUUUCCUGCUUUUGAAGAUCCUGGAAAAAGAAAAAUUACUGACAGACUUGGAAAAAGAAUUCACAAAGAAGACAUCCCUGUGGAACCUCAGCUGAAGGUCAGCCUUGCUAAGCGCCUUGGUGGAUUUGUAGAUUCGCCUCAGGACACAGAUCUACCUCCUCAAGCUGUGAGACCGGUGCAUGAAAGACUUGGAACAACCCCUGACCUCGCUGCACCCAAGUCACCCAAAAUCGAACCGAAGCCAUCCGAGGAGAUCCGUAUCAAAACUCUCGAAGAGAUCCGGCAAGAGAAAGCUGCCAAGUCUCAGACCCAACGCAAAGGUGUACGGCUUGUCUCAGAGCUGCCAAUAAAGACAUUAACCUCUGCCCAGAAAUCGAACAGGCCUGUGAGUGGAUCACAGGUGAAGACCUUCUCGGAGAUCCUGCAUGAGAAGAAGAAGCUGAAAGAGGAGAAGACAACAGGACCUAAGGAGGAAGGUUCCAGCUCUGAGAAAGGUGAAGUCUCUGCACAGGCUGGUGCAGGUAAAGUAGCUGCUCCAGCCGAAGAAGUCCGAGUGAAGACCCUCGAAGAGAUCCGCAGGGAAAAAGCUGCAAGGAUGCAGGCCCAGGUCCAGGAGACCACCAGUGACAACACCUCAAGUUCAAGCGAUGUGGCUCUUAAGAGGCGGAUUCUUCGUGUCGGCAAGAACACAGCAGCUACUCCAGCUACCAAUUCUUCACUGAAGAAACAACCAGAUUCUGAGGCGAAAACGGAUCGUGUCGCAGAGUCUGUUGCAGCGAGUGGAAAGCCUGACUCCUCCAGCCAGUCUGUUACAGUAAAGAGCUUUGAAGAGAUCAUGCGAGAGAAAAAACUCCGCAAACAGCAGGAGAUGCAGGCCAACAAGCUCGAGCAGCCUGACCAAAAGCCAACCCUGACACCUUCUGAGGAGAAGCCUCCAGCUACAGUCAGGCCACGGAUAACUGGACCUCCCGCAUCCCCACCGUCCCAAGAGCCCUCAAACCCAGCUAAGCUCCCUAUACAGCAGCGUCUCGGCCUUAAAUCUCAGACCGCCACGUCUGUCCCCAGAGUAUUACCACAGAAGACCCCUGCAGAGCAGCAAGCCAAGAAGAGCUCUCCAGCCCCAAGUCCUAAGAAACUGAGGCUUUCACCUGCUGAAGAUCCUCCUGUGCAAAUGUCAGAAGUGGCAACUUCUCCAGACAUCCACUUACAGGAGCCACAGACCGAGAAGACCCAAGAAGCUCCCAAAACCUCUCCAUGCAAAACUGUUGAAACUAAGGUGAGGCCCAAGCUGAAUGUAAAACCCUCUGUGAUGAAGCCAACUACUCAGGUGAAACUAGGCCAGAAGAGGAAGGCAGCAGGGAGCCAUGGAUCUGCAGUCGCUGCAGUAAAACCUCUCAACGCUGUUCUGGUAUCUGAAACUGAACCAGCAGUUUCAUCUGAAACUGAACCACCCUGCAAGCGUAAAGAGUUGUCUGCUCCAGUCUGCAGUUCGGAAGUUGGAUCUAGUACCCAAGAAAUAUCGUUUGUUACAGAAGAGCCCAGUAUUCCCAAGAAAACCGCAUUCUCAGGGACUGGACCCGUUUCUGUUCCUCAAAGCCCCGUCAUCAGAACACCUGCCUCCAGGGCUCGUCGUUCAAGUGUGGUGUCUGCACGCACUGCCGCUACUCCAGCAGCGAACUCAUCAGUGGACGACUUCGAGGACCUUCUGGACGAGUUCACUGAUGAUAAACUGGAGGAUGAGAUGCAGUUGGACCCAGGGAUGGGUGAAGAUGAUCUCCUGCUGGAGCUCUCAGAAAUGAUUGACAGCUAGACUUUUGAGCUCAGGACUUCACCUUUUUCAGUUAAUUACUCCUGAGCCCUGUGUGCCCUUGUGCCCCAACCCAAAGUCACUGCCACCUUGGAUUAGAAUAUGGACUGAACUUUUAAAUUCUUUUGAGCCUAUAUUUUCAUGAUUUUAAUUUAGCGCUGCAUUAUUCUUAUUGCUUUUAAAGAGUUUUAUUUUAAACCUGAAAUCAUUGUCCUGUUUAGUUUUCUUUUUAUUUGCUGGUUUAAGUUUCUUUUUCUAUUUAAAUGUUAUAUUUCUGCCUAUGUCAUAUAUGUUCACUGUUAAUAGCUUUGAUCACAUUGGAAAUAUCAGGAUAAACAUUUUAUAAGAAAUUGUUGAUCAAGCUGUUAAAGGAAACCAUCCUCAGGAACAGGAUUGUACUUAGUUGAAUAGCAUAAAGAUGUUAAUCAUGUAUUGAUGCAGAAAGUAAUUAUUUGUAUACUGUGUAUGCUUUUGGAGAGCUUGGAGCGAAAGACUUGGACAGCUAGGAAGGCACCUGAUGUUUUGUUCAGUGCUCUAUUUGUGCACAUUUUCUGUUUUUUUCUGUUUUGACAUUUUCUGAGUCUGAUAAAUGUUCUUAAGUCUUAAGUGCAUGAAGAGUUUUUUUCCCUUUUGUUUAAUGAGAGAUUUUAAUGUCAUGUUUAAUCUGUUUAGUUUAUGCACCUGAAACAGUUUCAUGAUGGAAUGAUGUAUGGCUGAAAAAAUGUAUUGGAACAGAUUUUUUUCAGAAUGGAUUUUUUGGGCACUGGUCAGUUCUGAAAUGCCCUCACAUGAAUUUUGCUCUAUAUAAAACUGUUUAUUUGGGACCAUUUGCAUUCUCUGUAUUUCCUGUCCAAGUAUUUCUGUUUAACUCUAUGCCCCCUUUAGUCUCCUGACUAAUGUAACCAUAUAUUGUGAAAGGGUUGUUCUCAGGGACUGUUUCAGUGUAUUUUGAACCAUGAUGGAUUAAAUACUCAUUCACUUGCGUUCUAUCAUUUUAAA
Molecule: messenger RNA, 5784 nt
Organism: Astyanax mexicanus (Mexican tetra)
Lineage: Eukaryota; Metazoa; Chordata; Actinopteri; Characiformes; Acestrorhamphidae
Gene: zc3h11a
Product: zinc finger CCCH-type containing 11A
Exons: 17
Coding region: 2245-4788 (847 amino acids)
Molecular function (GO): metal ion binding
Source: RefSeq, a predicted model, not a curated record